This is a messenger RNA of Entamoeba dispar SAW760, 495 nucleotides long. RefSeq lists its product as uncharacterized. The transcript has 2 exons. NCBI's taxonomy places the organism in Eukaryota, Evosea, Mastigamoebida, Endamoebidae. The record is from RefSeq and is a predicted model, not a curated record. Bases 1 to 495 code for a protein of 164 amino acids.
AUGCCAUUAAUCUCAUUUUUCAAAAGUUCUACUAAUGAUGGAAAAGAGUUAUUCGUUAAAUUUCCUGAAUUGGUUAUUGUUUCAAUGUACGAGCAUAGUCUAUUAACACUUAAUGAGAAUUCAGUUAACAAGAUAGAAGAAUUAGUUAAAUAUAUUCGUAUAACUGGACAAAAUCAAGUCAUAUGUAUAUUUUCUUUUCACGCUACUAAAAGUGAAGAACAUUUAUUACUUCGAGUUAGGAAAUUGAAAAUUAAUUAUUUUUAUCAAGACUUAAAGGACUAUUGUGAUUUAAUGAAAAAUUCUAUGGAAUUGGUGAUAAUAAAUAAUAUCAUCGAACAGUCAUAUGCCUUUGAUGUUAUUUGUGAUAUUGGUUUUGAAAAAAUAAAUCUAAAUUUUGGUGAUACAAAAGAGUGGAAAGUUCCAGAGUGUGUAAAACACUUAAUGUUUAUUGGAUUAACCAUUCAGACAUUACCAAAAAUAGUCUUACACCAAUAA